GCGGGGCUAAUGUAUUAGUCAACCCUAUCUGACCUUCAGAAGAACACACCAGCCGAGGCACACACACUGUUAAUGACAGCCAGGAUAGAGGAUGUAGUUGGACCUGAACUCUCUUAACGUUAUAUCCCAAUGGUCGGCACUGUACUGCUGCUCUGUUAACGCGACCUGCUUCCUGUUUUUAUCUGGAAACAACAACAUGGGCCGGAAGGUGACUGUAGCGACUUGCUCGUUGAAUCAGUGGGCUUUGGACUUUGAAGGCAACUUGGAGAGAAUACUGAAGAGUAUUGAGAUUGCUAGGGCUAAUGGAGCUAAAUACAGACUGGGCCCAGAGCUGGAGAUAUGCGGAUAUGGCUGUGCGGACCACUUCUAUGAGUCCGACACGUUGCUCCACAGCUUUCAGGCCCUGAGGAAGCUUCUGGAGUCUCCCAUCACCCAGGACAUCAUCUGUGACGUGGGAAUGCCCAUCAUGCAUCACAAUGUGCGUUACAACUGUCGGGUCCUGUUCCUCAACAAAAAGAUACUGCUGAUCAGACCUAAAAUGCUGAUGGCCAACCAUGGGAACUACAGAGAGCUGCGCUGGUUCUCACCUUGGAACCAGUUAAGGCAAGUGGAGGAGUAUUUCUUGCCUAGAAUGAUCCAGGAGGUAACAGGGCAGGAUACAGUCCCAUUUGGUGACUGUGUGCUGUCCACAAAGGACACGUGCAUCGGCACUGAGAUAUGUGCAGAGCUCUGGAGCCCCAGAAGCCCCCAUAUUUCGAUGGGUCUGGAUGGGGUUGAAAUCUUCACUAAUUCAUCUGCUAGCCACCACGAGCUCCGUAAAGCUGACCAAAGAGUCAACCUGAUCAAGUCAGCCACCACCAAGAGUGGAGGUAUCUACUUGUAUGCCAACCAGAGGGGCUGCGAUGGAGACCGUGUCUACUACGAUGGUUGCGCCCUGGUGGCCAUCAAUGGAGACAUUGUGGCACAGGGAGCGCAGUUCUCCCUUAAUGAUGUGGAGGUGAUUACAGCCACUCUUGACCUUGAGGAUGUGCGAAACUACAGAGGAGAACUAUGCCAGCCACACAUGGAAAGUGAACACAAACCUUGCCACAGGGUCAAAGUUGACUUUUCUUUGUCCGAUGAUGGGGAUGAUAUCUACCUCCCUACCCACCAACCAAUAACAUGGCACUUUCACACACCAGAGGAAGAGAUCUGUCUAGGGCCGGCCUGCUGGCUGUGGGACUACCUGAGGAGAAGUGGACAGGCGGGUUUUCUGUUGCCUCUGAGCGGAGGUGUCGACAGCUCCUCCACUGCCUGCAUUGUCCACUCUAUGUGUGUGCUGCUCUGCCAGGCUGUAGAGGACGGCAACAGCCAGGUACUGGAGGAUGUUCACAGAGUGGUAGGGGAUGACUCCUACCGUCCUCAGCACCCGAGGGAGCUGUGCAGCCGCAUCUUCACCACCUGCUACAUGGGGAGUGAAAACUCUUCAGAGGCCACAUGCAGCAGGGCCAAAGACCUGGCCAAUCAGAUCGGCAGCACACACAUGAACAUUAACAUAGACAUGGCAGUGAAAGGCAUUCUGAGUAUCUUCUCAGUGGUUACUGGAAAGUGGCCUCAGUUCCGCACCAAUGGAGGAAGCCACAGAGAAAACCUGGCUAUGCAGAAUGUGCAGGCUCGGGUCAGGAUGGUCCUGGCAUACCUGUUUGCCCAGCUGAGUCUGUGGGCCCGGGGGAAGCCAGGAGGAUUGCUGGUGCUGGGCUCAGCCAAUGUAGAUGAGAGUCUGACAGGAUAUUUCACAAAGUACGACUGCUCCAGUGCUGACAUCAACCCAAUAGGAGGCAUCAGCAAGACCGACCUGAAGAGCUUCCUGCUGUACUGCGUUGAGCAGUUCCAGCUUACUGCUCUGAGAGGCAUCCUGGCCGCUCCGCCCACAGCUGAACUGGAGCCACUGACAGACGGACAGGUGUCGCAAACAGACGAGGCAGACAUGGGCAUGACCUACUCUGAGUUAUCGGUGAUUGGACGACUCAGAAAGAUCUCCAAGUGUGGCCCCUUCAGUAUGUUCUGUAAACUCAUUCACAUGUGGAAGGAUGCCCUGUCACCCACCGAGGUGGCCCAGAAGGUGAAGCACUUCUUCCGAAUGUACUCAGUGAACCGCCACAAGAUGACCACGAUAACGCCAUCGUACCAUGCCGUCAGCUACAGUCCUGAUGACAACCGCUUUGACCUCCGCCCUUUCCUCUAUAACACACGCUGGACCUGGCAGUUCAGGUGCAUCGACAACCAGGUGUCCCAGAUGGAAGCAAACAACCCAAAGCAAUGACAAUCUGAGGUCUUCAGCGUCCAGUAAAAAUCCAACACAACUGUGACAGAUCAAAUACCAUCUUUUGGUUUUUGCAUAGCUUUCAGUCAAGCCAAAUACUUUGUACUGUGCAAGCACUGGGUCCAGGGGAAAUAUUAAUAUAUAAUAAUAAUAUUUUUGCCUUCUAAAGACCAACAGGAUACAAUAUUUUUAGUUACUUGCAGUAUUAGGGUGUAACAUUUUGGAUGAUCUGUUCAUAUUCUCAUUCAUAGCUAUGUUUUAAUUAGUGUAUAAUCACCUGAAUAUAAGAAUGAGCCAUUUUUGGGGCAUUUACCUUUUUUGUGCAUUUCGCAGCCACUGUAGUUUGUCCUUUGUGCUUGGAAGAGGAGGGGGAAAAGAGGGUGAAAAGAGGGAGUUGCUAUCUGCAACUAUAUACUACUAGAUGCCAAUAAAUCCUACACAAUGGAUCUUUUAAAUGGGUGGCAUCUUUAAUUCUAACUUUAAUGUUUAAAAUUGCUUUAUCUGUAUGCCUUUUAAAAAAACCAAAAAACAUCUUCAAACAAUACAAUACAAUCUUUAAUCUGCUUUAAUACAAUUCAUGUUUUUCUUAAUUAUGUAGGAUAUACUGUAACCACUGUUAUAGUUGUUUUACUACGGAUGCUUAAGCAUUAUCUGAAUAGAUUGGUUUAUCAAGGAUUUAUCCUCUGGCUACCAUGAAAGUAAGGAUGCACAGUAUGGAUUUUUUUUCAGCUAAUACUAUAACCAAUAAUUACCUGCUUCUCAUGGCCAAAAACAAUAGGAUAACUAAUGAUAUCACAUUUUUGUAUUUUACAAAGAAUUUCAUGAACUGGUUUUUAUAAACCUGAGGGUACGAAAGGCUGAGAUAUAGUGAGUAAAGAUGGAUGAUUUAAUAUUCCAUAGCUCUGUUCUAACCAGAUCUAACUGACAUCCCUAUUGUUAACAAUAACAACAACAAACAACAGUUCUUCAAAUACAUCAUAAAAAACUUUACAAACAUAUUUUGUCUGUCAUAGAACAUUCUAUAUUCUUAUGGACUUAUAACUUACUGGCUAUCAUUUAAUUUCUGGAAUAAUACAUAACAAUAUAACAUUUUCAUUAUUGGCCGUAACCCUACAUGAAAGUCCGUACAAAAUGUCACUGCAAUCCGUCCAGUAGUUAAUGAGAUAGAUGGAUGUUGCAGUUAUGUGGUAUGUGCCUUCACCAUAAUGCUACCAGGUCUUUGAAGAUUUUGAAAACAGCAGUACAAGAUUCAGAAACAUUUCUUGUUUGCUUUUUUAAUUCAUUUUGAGGUAAAAGAUAAGUUCCCAUUUUUUCAAGUCUGUCUUAAUACAAUACUCACAUGUCUAUAACUGUUUUACACUAUAUACUGUUUUUGCUCUAUCCACUUUGAACUGUAACAUUGGAAUUUCCCCAUUGUGGGACAAAUAAAGGUAUAUCUUAUCAAUCUUA
Molecule: messenger RNA, 3751 nt
Organism: Dicentrarchus labrax (European seabass)
Lineage: Eukaryota; Metazoa; Chordata; Actinopteri; Moronidae
Gene: nadsyn1
Product: NAD synthetase 1
Exons: 21
Coding region: 197-2302 (701 amino acids)
Biological process (GO): NAD+ biosynthetic process
Cellular component (GO): cytoplasm
Molecular function (GO): NAD+ synthase (glutamine-hydrolyzing) activity; ATP binding; glutaminase activity
Source: RefSeq, a predicted model, not a curated record